AUGAGAAUUGUUUGCAGCAUUUGUCUGGAUGAAGUCGGCGAUUCACUGCUCGUAUUCACGAAUUGCGGCCAUGUUUUUGAUAGAGACUGUGCCAUGGCCUGCUUGAAUACAAGCGACAAGUGUCCAAUCUGCCGCAAGUACGUCUACAACUCAAAUUUCGAUCUAAAGCAACCUUUUUACCGUGUCUACCUGUCGACAGAUAACGACAAUAAAAGCAGCAAAAGCGCCAGAGAGUGCGAAGAGCUUCAAGAAAAGCUCGCAGCAGCUAAUAUGCGUCUGUCAAUUCUACAAUCAGGUCUCAGCAAUGCAAGGCAUGAUAUCAAUACUGUUGUCCAGAAUUUCAAAAGCGCGAUGGAGGCAUCAAAAGCGUAUAAAAGCAAGUUGGACGCUACUCUCGAGGAACUAGCAACGCUCAAGACGACAAACAGCAACCUUCAACAGCAAAUCAAUGCUGAAGAAGCUUUGAUAAAAGACUUGAAAAAGAGCAAAAAAACUCUUUUACGCAGCCAAAAGGCCUUGGAAGAGAGCAAUGACAUCUUGAAAGAACAAAUAGUAAGAAAAAACGCAUUGGUAUUCAAACAAUAUUACCAACUGACCAACAAAUCCAACUGUCUCUCCUGCAAAAAGCUGCGAUCUCCGCAUGACAACGAUGAUAACGUCGAUGAGUGGAAAUCAACACCCAAAAAUCUGGAUAAUUUGUCUUGCUCUCAGCUAAGAGCACAGUGUUAUAAUUUGCAAGAAAAAUACGAUUGUCUCGCCACGGUACAUUGUGAAAUGAUCAAAGCCAGCUCUGGCUUGACCGAGUCAGCUCACGACAAAAUGUACAUCAGAAACUUGGAGACCCAAUUGAAAGAAUCCAAGAUCAGGCAAGUCCAGCUUGAAUCCUUGUUUGGACGCACCGAAAUGGUACAGCAACUGGCAAAGGAGUUGAUCAGUGUAAAGCAAAAGCAGCUCAAAUUGGAAGCGGAUCUUGAGCAAAUGUCAGAAGCCAAACGUGCUCUCUUUGACCAAAAGAACCAGGUUGAAGAAUCCUUGGACAGAGCAUUGGAAGCCAUCCUCACACUUCAAAAUCAAAAAGAAGAGAGCAUCAAGGAGAUCAGCGAAUUGCAGACAAGAUUGACAGAAGCAACAGACGCAAAGCUCAUAUUGCAGAAACAGUUGAAAUCCUCAAAGAAACGAGCUAGACGGCUGCAAAUUGCCAAGGAAAAAGCACAGGCAGACAGCGAGAACAUUGUGAACAAGAUGAAUCUUCUUGCAGUUCAAUAUUUUUCAUUUGAAAAGGCUUUUCGUGACUACAUUGCCAACAGAAACAAUGGGAAUAGUGAUGACUGA
Molecule: messenger RNA, 1332 nt
Organism: Mucor velutinosus
Lineage: Eukaryota; Fungi; Mucoromycota; Mucoromycetes; Mucorales; Mucoraceae
Exons: 2
Coding region: 1-1332 (443 amino acids)
Source: RefSeq, a predicted model, not a curated record